Arachis duranensis is the source of this 1164-nucleotide messenger RNA. Its product is annotated as OPA3-like protein. NCBI's taxonomy places the organism in Eukaryota, Viridiplantae, Streptophyta, Magnoliopsida, Fabales, Fabaceae. Gene Ontology annotation, biological process: regulation of lipid metabolic process. The transcript has 4 exons. The record is from RefSeq and is a predicted model, not a curated record. The coding region runs from base 299 to 817 and encodes 172 amino acids. Gene Ontology annotation, cellular component: mitochondrion.
AAAAGAAGGAAAAAAGUCGCAAAAAAAAAGAAGAGUCUUUUGCGAAACGCACCGUUGUCCAUUCCAUGUUCUUGUUGUGCAAGAAAAGAUACGAAGAUGCUUCCCUCAUUACCCACACAAUUGCUUCAAUCUUCCAAUUACCAUAACUCACUUUUCAUAUUCCCAGCUUCUAUUGUUGAAAUUAAUUAAUGUUAUUUUCAUUAAUUAUAAUUGCUACUAUUACUUUGGGGUUAGUUUUGAAUUCAGUGUAUUCCGAAAAAGGAAAGAAUCGAAGUGAGUGAGUGAGAGAGAGAGAGCCAUGGUGGUGCUGCCAGUGGUGAAGCUCGGAACUCUUCUUUUGAAAACAGCGUGCAAACCCAUUGCCACCAGGCUCAAGAAAGAAGCUAGCUACCACCCUCGGUUCCGUAACCUCAUCAUCAACAUUGCCCAGGUGAAUCAUAGGUUUACGACAACAGUGCAGAGGCGCAUUUAUGGUCAUUCAACUGAUGUUGCGAUCCGGCCACUCGAUGAGGAGAAAGCCGUGCAAGCCGCAGCCGAUCUUCUUGGCGAGAUCUUCGUCUUCUCUGUUGCUGGAGCUGCUGUAAUCUUCGAGGUGCAAAGAAGCUCUAGAUCAGAAGCCAGAAAGGAAGAAUUACGUAGACAGGAGAUAGAGGCAAUAAAAACAAAGAAUGAAGAGUUGGCUAGAGAAGUUGAACAACUUGGACACAAGCUUGAAGAGCUAGAACAUCUUGCUAGAGGACGAGGUCUUUCGGGAAUUCUGCACUUCAGGAACACUCAAUCCGGUGCCAGUCCAGACAAAAAACCAAAAUCCGAUUGAUUGUUGCUAAUUUGCCAAAUGCCGAUAGAUCUUGAUGAAGUAUUACUUGAAUUCAUUAGAGCCGUUGCUCUUGAAAAUUGUGUAGUUGAUCUUGAAAAGUUCGAAAAUAUGGAGCUUCCAAACACUGAAGAAAGACAAGGAUAUAAAGCAAUUUUUUUAGCACAACACAUUCUUACUCUUCAUACAAUUACAGGCGAAUUCUUUAGUUUUAUUUAUAUGUAAUUUGUGUAAUAAUUGCGUGUCAUUCUGUGAAACAAAUCAGAUACAAGUUAUCUUCACGCUUCCUUAUGUAGAGCUGAUUGGUGCAUAUAAACAUUUUGUAAUAAAUGUCUUCCCAUAUCUUGAUU